Messenger RNA from Trichogramma pretiosum, 2290 nucleotides. Its product is annotated as arylsulfatase B. The transcript has 8 exons. The coding region runs from base 409 to 2013 and encodes 534 amino acids. The record is from RefSeq and is a predicted model, not a curated record. NCBI's taxonomy places the organism in Eukaryota, Metazoa, Arthropoda, Insecta, Hymenoptera, Trichogrammatidae.
CUCUCUCUCUCUCUCUCGCUCGCUGUAUUCAGUUUCUCUUAUAUUUACGGUGGCAGUGCGAGGACAAAGCGACAGAGAAUCAUCAUUCGUAAUCGCGUAGACGGGAUUCAUUGUUGUGUGUGUGUGAGUUGGUUGGUGCCCGUCGCGCGUAGUUUUUCUCUCCUCGUCGUCGUCGUCUGUCGCUGUUUGCUUUCAUUUUAACCAUAUUAUUAUUGUCCCGAGAAAUUAAAAAUGAUUGUGAGACCGAUUUUUUAAUCUCUCUGCAGCAGUGGCAGCAAAGUUGCGCGCGCGUCGUGCUGCGCGCUUUGAAAAAUCGCAUUCAAAGGCUCGUGGAUUCGUUAAAAGCCUGCUCAAAGUGAUUUAAUUGUGUUGUUUCACUCGCCUGGAUUAAUAGCUGAAGAAAAGAACAUGUGUUCGCGAGUGUUGGUUUGGUUUUUACUGUCGAGAUUGACAGACAUGAUUUUUGCUGCUGAGAGGCCACACAUCAUUUUCAUAAUCGCCGAUGAUUUGGGCUGGAACGACGUCGGAUUUCACGGAUCAGGACAAAUCCCAACUCCUAAUAUUGACGCGCUCGCCUACAGCGGCGUCAUAUUGAACAGAUACUACGUCACUCCCAUAUGCACGCCUUCGAGGAGCGCCCUGAUGACUGGAAAAUAUCCGAUUCAUACCGGCAUGCAGCGUGGGGUACUGAUGGGCGCAGAGGCUCGAGGUCUCCCUCUCAACGAAAAGCUAUUGCCCGAAUAUUUAAAAGAAUUGGGUUAUCGUAAUCACAUAGUUGGCAAGUGGCAUCUAGGCUUUUAUACGAAAGAAUAUACUCCGACCUACAGAGGCUUUGAAAGUCACUUGGGAUAUUGGACCGGUCAUCAAGAUUAUUACGAUCACACGGCCGUUGAAGAGCGUUACUGGGGCUUGGACAUGCGGCGGAAUCUGGAGCCGGCCUGGGACCUGCACGGCAAGUACUCCACGGACGUGUUCACGGGCGAAGCCGUCAAGCUCGUUCAGAGUCACAACGCCAGCCAGCCGUUAUUUUUGUAUCUGGCUCACGCGGCGGUGCACUCGGCGAAUCCUUACAAUCCGCUACCUGCGCCGGACAAUGUCGUCGAAAAAAUCCAGAUACCCGAGUACAAGAGACGUCGCUUCGCUGCUAUGGCCAGCGUAAUGGACACGUCAGUCGGCGCGGUGGUCGAGGCGCUGGAGAAAAAAAAUAUGUUGAAAGACAGUAUAAUCGUUUUUACGACCGACAACGGUGGACCCGCUCAAGGCUUCAACUUGAAUGCCGCUUCAAACUGGCCUCUUCGUGGCGUUAAAAAUACUCUCUUUGAAGGUGGAGUGCGAGGCGUCGGAUUGGUUUGGUCGCCACGUCUGUCGAAUCCCGGCCGAGUCUCGAAUCGACUGUUCUCGAUCAGCGACUGGCUGCCGAGCCUGCUGAGGGCCGCGGGUGGCGAUCCCAGCAACAUCACGGGCAUCGACGGUCUCGACGCCUGGCAGUCCUUGGCCGAGGAUCGAGAAUCGCCCAGAACGACGAUUCUCCACAACAUCGACCAGGUCGUCGGGGUGGCGUCGAUCAUGCAAAACGAGUGGAAGCUCGUACAAGGCUCGACGUACGGCGGCAAAUGGGAUCACUGGUACGGGCCCGCGGGACGCGACUACAGCUACGACGUGGAUAGCGUCGUCAGGAACUGCCCAGUGGCCCGAGCACUGAAGAGCCUCGGCCGGGGCUUGAACGCGACGAUCGUCGGCCAGUUGAGGAGUCGAGCAACCGUAGAGUGUCCUUCGAAUACGACGCAGCAGGCUUGCUACCCUUCCAAAAGUUCCUGCCUGUUCAACAUUUUCCAGGAUCCUUGCGAGAGACAAAACUUGGCUGCGGAACACCCAGACAUACUUCAAAAGCUCGAGGAGGAACUAGUUAAGCUCAACGCCACGGCGAUACCACCGGGGAAUCUUCCGUGGGACAAAAAAGGCAACCCAGCUCUCUGGGAUCAUACUUGGAAUAAUUUUGGAGAUUAUCAGUGAACUACUUUGGGAGCAUAGAGUUUGAUUAAAUCAGGCUCGUCACUCUUUCCUUUGUGUAACAAUUGAAACUGUGAUUUCCCUCCUAUAUCUUAAGCCCGGAGAAAGUAAUUAACGUAAGCUAAUGUUCUUUUUAUUUCUCUUUUUAAUGUACUUUUUAUUGUAUUUUCUUCCGAAUUUGGAAAAUAAAAACAUUUUUAUUUUAAAUCGAUUUUACAAUUUCCAUUAGGCAAAUUGUUAUUUCUCCGAUGAAUAUCAAAAAAGUUGUAACUCAUGUAUG